UUUACGGUAGGAGGCACGGCUAGCUCUAAAUGGGCAAUUUACUUAGUAAAUUUAGACUCGGGUGCCGCCGCCGGCCCCGGCCAGGACCAAGGCGUGGCGCCCCCACUCCCCUGGCCCGGGACGCCUCCCCGCCCGGCCGGGCUGACUCCGCACCCACCCCGCGCCCUUUCCGCGGCCUGUUCCGCCGGAACGCCCGUCGCAGGCCUUCACCAGCCGGCAUCUUCGUCGCCCCUAAGAGGCCGUGUCCUCUCCCUCAGGCUGCGGCCGCCCCUCUGGGGGUCCUGCCGGCUGUGGGCUGGGGGCUGGCCACGAGGAAAACACCCAUGCUGCCUGCUCGGAACCCCCCGAGGUUUGGACACCCCAGUUCCGUAAGGAUCCCUCCUCCCAGCCGCGCGUUCACCCUCCUGCUGCCUUCACCACAUGAGCCAGCGGUCAAGGCCAGGAAGCCCAUCCCAGCCACUCUCCCGGAGGAGACCGAGGUACAGGCCCAAGAAGGGCCCGGAAGAGUGAAGAAGGAUGAGGAUUCUGUGCAGAUCGAAGGGGAGGAUGACGAGAAAAGGACGCCCCUUAGCAGCGGAGAAGCAUCGUCCACAUCCAGGUCCCAGGGCACCCAGGGAGACGUGGCCUCCUUCAGAUGCAGCCCUAGGCCUCUGGAGGGAAAUGUCCACCACAAGUUCUCAGAAAACAGCACGAGUGAGAAGGCCCAGGCGUCUCCAGCGAGCUCCUGCUUGGAAGGCCCUGCCAUGCCCAGCACACACAGCCAGGCCGGAUGUGCCCGGCAUCUUGGAAAGCCUGAUCCGGAUGCAACAGCGCCCCCUGAGCCAGCAGUUGGCUGCUCCCUGCUGCCGCAGAAGUUGGCUGCGGACGUGCUGAAUGAAGAGCCACCACCCAGCUCUCUAGGCUUGCCGAUUCCGCUGAUGUCCGUAAAGAGGAUGCCUGAUGAGAAGCCUUUCGGUAUUCCUCCAACGAGCGCUGCUCCUCCCAGAGCUGCCUGCAACAGGCCCUGCAAAAGGAAAAUGUCGAUUCCACUGCUGCUGCCGCUGCCCCCUUCACUGCCAUUGCUGUGGGAUCGAGGUGAGCUUCCCCCACCUGCUAAGCUCCCCUGCCUGUCUGUUGAGGGAAACCUACACACCUUGGAGAAGAGCCCUGAGUAUAAAAGGAAUAGCAGAAUCUUGAAGGAUAAAACAGAGACCAUGACAAACAGCAGCAUCACCCAGCCUGCCCCUUCUUUCUCCCCACCUGUGGAGACUACAGACUCCCUGCCCCUGACCACUUACACUUACACUUCCCAGGUCCAAGCUCCUUUGCCCAUCCCUGACUUGGCUGACCUGGCUACUGAACCCCUCAUCCUGCCUGUCCCUCCACUUUCCACCACACCAAAAAUGGAUGAGAAAAUAGCAUUCACAACCCGUAACUCUCGUCUGGCUCUUCCUGCUGACCUUGUUCCCAUUUUGGGUGAUCAAUCUAAUGGGAAAGGAGGCUCUUGUCAUUCAGUCGUAGGAGCAGCGCCUCUCACUUCUGACCCCCCAACACCUCCUAGCCCCACACCCUUCUUCAAGCCUCCUGUCACAAGGGAGUCCCCAAUAUCUAUGGAUUCCCCUCCUCCUCUUUCCUUUCUGACUCUUCUUCCAGUCCCUUCCACCAGGACCUCAGUUAUCACCAGCAAGCCUAUGAAUUCCACAUCAGUCAUUUCCACUAUCACAACAAACGCAUCUGCCCACCUAACCUCACAGACUGUGGUAGACCCUGAAGUAGUUAACAUGGAUACUACUGCCCCAUCUCAGGUUGUUAUUUUCACAUCUUCCCUAAGCUCCAGGGUGAGCUCUCUCCCAAAUUCCCAAAUACAUUGCAGUGCAGAGCAGAGGCACCCGGGAAAGACAUCAGUCUACACAUCCCCACUUCCAUUUACCACCCCAAGUUUUAACCAACUCUUUGGAAAAGAAGCCACCCCUCAGCCCAAAUUUGAGGCUCCUGAUGGGCAGCAGCAGAAAGCUUCUCUCCCCAGUGCCUGUGUUUUCCUGAGCCUUCCCAUCAUUGCUCCUCCAGACACCUCCACUUUAGUGAACAGAGCCUCUACAGCAUCAUCAUCCAAACCUCCCAUUGAAACCAAUGCUAUGAAUACCACUCCUCCUUCCAAGGCUGUCAUCUUGCAGUCUGCCUCUGUCUCCAAGAAGUACCUCCCAUUUUACCUGGGGCUUCCUGGUUCUGGGAACACACAACCCAGCGGCAACAUUGCCUCAGUCCAAGGCUCCACCAGUUUGCCUGCACAGUCAGUCAGGGUACCAACUACAACUUCCAACCAUCGUUUAAAUCCAGGAGCCACCCCUCAGCCCAAAUUUGGGGCCCCUGAUGGGCCACAGCAGAAAACCUCUCUCCCCAAUGCCCAUGAUUUUCUGAGCCUUCCUGUCAUGGUUCCUCCAGACACCUCCACUUUAGUGAGCAGUGCCUCUGCAGAAUCAUUAUCCAAGCCUGCCAUUGACACCACUGACAUGAAUACCACCCCUCCUUCCAAACCUGUCAUCUUGCAGUCUACCUUUGUCUCCAGGAAGGAGUACAUCCGAUUUUAUAUGGGGCUUCCUGGUUCUGGGAACACACUACACAGUGACAGCAUUGCCUCAGCCCAAGUCUCCACCAGUUUUCCUGCACAGGCAGACAGGAGACCAACCACAACUUCCAGCCAUCCUUUAAAUACAGGAUCCAUCUCUCAUUCCACACUUGGGGCCACUGAUGGGCAGCAGAAAUCUGACAGUUCUUUUAUUCUGGGGAAUCCAGCAACCCCAGCACCAGUUAUAGGCUUAUCAUCUCCUUCAGUCCAGCCACUGAGUGGCAGCAUAAUUCCAUCAGGUUUUGCGGAGUUAACAUCACCAUAUUCUGCAUUGGGCACACCUGUUAAUGCUGAGCCAGCCGAGGGUCACAAUGCAAGUGCUUUCCCCAAUGGCACAGCAAAGACUUCUGGAUUUAGAAUUGCCACUGGGAUGCCUGGCACUGGAGACAGUACCUUACUGAUUGGAAAUACUGUUCCAGGCCCACAAGUGAUUAUGGGACCUGGAACCCCUAUGGAUGGUGGGAGCAUUGGGUUCAGCAUGUCUGCCCCAGGCCCCAGUUCCACAUCAGGAGAACUCAACAUUGGACAAGGACAGAGUGGGAUACCCAGCACCACUUCUGUUUUCCCAUUUGGUCGGGUAGCCUGGGACCCAACUGGCCACAGCAUGGCUGCUCCACCACAAGGGGCUAGCAACAUUCCUGUAUUUGGAUAUACUUCUGCUGCCACCUACAUUCCUGGUUUAGACCCACCUACCCAGAAUUCAUGCAGUGGUAUGGGAGGGGAUGGCACCAAAUCCAUAGUUGGAGGCCCUUGUGUUCCUGCUUUUCAACAGUGCAUCCUGCAGCACACAUGGACAGAGAGAAAAUUCUACACUUCAAGCACCCACCACUAUGGACAAGAAACAUAUGUUAGGAGAUGUGUCUUUCCAACUUCCAUAAGAGCACCUGUGGUUCACCUGACCACACCACAUCAGUUGGGGUUGUAAAUACCAGCAUUAUCCCUUUGUAUGGUCAUGCUUCUAGUUUCAUCUUCAUGCCAAGCACCUGCCAUGUACCUCUCCAGAACUCAGGUUGUACACCAAGAGGGGACAACAACAUCCCUGUGGUUGGAAGCCCUUGUGCUCCCUUUCUCCAUCAGUACACAUGGGGCCCACCUGGACAAAACACAGGUGGUGCAUCUGCAGUGAAUGCCAACAUACCUUUAAUUAGAGGCCCUUGUGUAUCCACCUACCAACAAAGUACCUAGGGCCCACCUGGACAAAACACAGAUGGUACCUCUUCCAGGAGUGUCAACAUUCAUUUGAUAGGAGGCCCUCAUGUGCCCAUGUAUCAGCAAAGCACCUGGGGCCCACCUGGACAAAGCACAAACCAUGCAGUGAGGGACAGCAACACAACGACUGUGACUGGUUGUACUUUUGGUCCCCCAUUCACACAAAGCACCUGAGGCCCACCUGGCUAAAUGCAGGUGGUACAAUAGGAGAUAGCCCCAGACAUUUGUAGGGAGAAACCUCUAGUCUCUCUUUCAGUAAAAAUACUAUGGACCUGCCCAACCAAGGUGCUCCUUUUGACUUUAGAGGAACCAGCAUUGUUUUUGUUUUGGUUUGUUUGUUUGUUUUUGAGACGGAGCCUUAGCCCAGGCUGGAGUGCAGUAGCACAAUCUCAGCUCACUGCAACCUCCGCCUCCUGGGUUCAAGCAAUUCUCCUGUCUCAGCCUCCUGAGUAGCUGGGACUACAGGCACAUGCCACCACUAUUUUUUAUAAUUUUAGCAGAGACAGGGUUCCACCUUAUUGGCCAGGCUGGUCUCAAACUCCUGACCUCAGAUGAUCCACCCACCUCGGUCUCCCAGAGUGCUAGGAUUACAGGUGUGAGCCACCGUGCCCAGCCUAAAGGAGCCAGCAUUGUUAGUUAAAUACUUGUGUUUGGAUGGUCCUGGUCAGAGCAACUGUGUCUGUGAUGGAAAGCAGCCACUAGUGACACUUGUACCUGCCAAGGCCUUCAUAGGAGCCACCAACUCAUUUCUUACUCCUAUUAAUGGUCUUAAGAAAUAAGCACUCUCCCUCCACGUACAGUUCUCAUAAAUUGACAUUGUUCCAGGAGGAACAGGCUCAGUUCCCUCAAGUUAAACUUAACCUGCUCUCUUCCUACAGAAGCUGGAGGCCCAAAACCACAGAGAGAGAGAGAGAGAGACAGAGAGAGAGAGAGAGAGUGUGUGUGUGUGUGUGUGUGUGUUUAUUGGUGAGUGUGGAGCAGAUGAGCCCAGUCUGAACCGCACUGUAUUUUAGUGGUCUUCUACACUGUGGAGGGUAGAGGAAACCUGUAUAUAUCAUCAGCUGUACCCUCUCUGGCUCGACUGUUAACUUGGCUGACCCUACCUCUUGGCCAGUUCUCUCUAGUCACGGACAGAAAGGCAAAAUUCCCGACUUUGUGGACCCUACAUUCUAGUUGAAGGGGAGAAAAGAAGCAACAAACAUGGAAAUUAUCUGGUAAAUUAGCCAGUAACAAAUGCUAUGAAAAAUAAAGAAGUACAUGGAGGAUUGAGAUUGUAGAUAGAGAGAAGCAGGGGUUCCAGUUUACACUGUGGACAAGCCUCACUGGGAAGGUAAAUUUAAACGAAGCCUAGAGAGAAGCAGUUGAGCCAGAUAUGUGAGUAAAGACCAUUCCAGAUAAUAGGAGUGGUCAUUGCAAAGGCUCAAAGGAAGGAUCCCUGGUGUCCUCACGGAGCAGUUAGUAACGAAAUGUGGCUGGAAUGGAGUCAGCAAGUGGGAGGGAGGGAUAGAGAAAAGGAGGACAGAGGAGACAUGAGUGGAAUUCCUUCCUCCACUUUUUACUAGUUGUGUAAUAACAGUUGACUCAAACUUCAAGAGUGUCGGUGAAAUCAGUACUUUUACUAUGGCCUGUUUAUCUCACAAGAUUUUUGAAAGGAUGAAAUAAUAUGGAGAAAUGACUUACAAGCUUUUGUUAUAAUUCAUUCUAUACAUAGGGAUGGAUAGACGGAUGGAUUAGAUGAUAGAUGAUAGAUAGAUAAGAUAGAAGAUAGAUUAGAUAGAAGAUAGAUUAGAUAGAAGAUAGAUUAGAUAGAUAGAUGAUUGAUAGAUAGAUGAUAGAUAGAUAGAUAGACAGAUGAUAGAUAGAUAGAUGAUAGAUAGAUAGACAGACAGAUGAUAGACUUAUGGACUGAAUGUUUGUGUCCCCCCAAAAAUUCAUAUUUUGAAGCCUAACUCCCAAUGUGAUGAUAUUAAGAGGUGGGGCUUUGGGGAGGUGAUUAGGUUUAGAUGAAGUCAUGAAGAUGAAACCCCCAUGAUGGGAUUUGUGCCUUUAUGAGAAGAAGAAAUACCAGUGCUUUCUGUAAUUGCCAUAUGAAGGUAUACCAAGAAGGUAACUGUCUGUAAGCCAGGAAAAGAGUCCUCACAAGAAACAGAAUUUGCCUUUUUCUUGGACUUCCCAACCUUUAGAAUUGUAGAAAAUAAUUGUAUGUUGUCUAAGCUACCAGUCUGUGGCAUUUUUUGAAGCAAUCAGAACUGACUAAUAAAGAUAGACGAUAGAUAGAUAGAUACAUAGAUAGAUGAUAGAGAUAGAUAUAGAUAGAUAUAGAUAGAUAUAGAUAGAUAGAUAGAUGAUAGAUAGAUAGAUAGAUAGAUAGAUAGAUAGAUAGAUAGAUAGAUGAUAGAGAGAGAAUAUACAUAUAUAUGUGUGGUCAAUGACUGAGUUCCUUAGGCAAUGGUGCCCUGAUUGCCUUUAUUAGGCAAUUCAAAUAGAAGAAUAAAAGAACCCCUUUUUUUUUGAGAUGGAGUCUUGCUCUGUCGCCCAGGCUGGAGUGCAGUGGCGCGAUCUUGGCUCACUGCAUGAUCCGCCUCUCAGAAGACCCCCUUUUUAUUAGCAUAAAAGCACUUUUAUGAAGCAAACACAUGUAAAAAUAUGAUAACAGAGACUAAAACAUUUAUGAGAUUAGGACUGAAAGAAAAUAAUCACAGAGAAAUUACUGAAUUCCUCUUGGCACCCUGGGGCCUGAUUCAUUUACUCUAAGUUGUUUAGUACAGUUCCAGAGGAUCAAAGCUCCUGUAUCCUGGCCAGAUAAUCACCUAAAUUUUGUAAUCAGAACUGCCUUUCAGAAGCAGAGUGGAAAUCCAGUUUUCUUCUAAUAGCCCUAUACCCUUGCAGUAUUACCAGGGACAAAUUUUUAAAAUUCAUACUUCUUGACAUUUUUUAGAAGGCUUCAAGCUAAAUAUUAUGAUCCUGGUAAGACAAACUUCGAAUAAAUGUGUGAGAGAUAUAAAGAUAAUUUUUGUUUUCAUGUUUUGAUAUACUUACACAACUGAAACUAUUUCUAAAUAAAUAUUCUUUUAUUUUUUAUUAAAAUAAAAAGCGAACAUAAUAUCAAUUUGAAUAAUACUGAAAUUCAACCUUCCUACCACAGUUCCCUCCUCCAGAAAUAGUUCUUAGCUACUUUGCUGUUACUCCCAUAGUUCUGAGUUUGCUUUUUACUUCAACUAUUAUGUUAUCUUACAGAUGUCAUUGUUUUUCCUAAAACUUGAAGUGCCUUCCUUUUUUUCUCCUUGAACUCUCUUUUCCCAUAAAAAAAAGUGUUUUUGGUUUUCUAAAAUUUUCAAAUAGUAUUGUUUACUUGACUGAAUCCCUUCCUUUUCCAGAAAACUUGAGCCUCUUCCACUGGUUUGGGAGUGGAAAGACCAAAGUAAGUGUAAAAAGUAAAGUAGAGGUUCCUCUUCAAAGACUUUCCUCCCCAUCUAAUUAGAAAUAAAUAGUAACUUCUUUUAGAAGCAAAAUAUAUUCACAGACCUGUGCUAACAUUCUUAAAUAUCUGCUAGUUGUAAUAAAGAAAUCAAUGUACUUUAUGUUCUUAGCUCCCACAAUUUAGCCUAAAUAUUUGCCCUGGCAUGCUUAUACUGGUCCAAGCAUUAGGUCAUAGCCUAUUCCUCUUCCUCAUUUAAAAGUGUUUUUACCUUUCUCAGCAUUCCACAAGUUACUUCCUCCUUCCUUUGUUCUCCUCUACCUUUGCCUCUUAAAAGUUCUAAGUUGCUAGCCGAUCGGGACAAAUACAGAAUGUGAGGUCCUGUUCCAGCCAAUGGAAACCGGACACAGCAGUAGGGUGGACGCGUCAGGUUAUAAAUGACCCUGUCUCCUUUGUUUGGUGUACUCUUGUGGCAAAACUGCUGGCGAGUGUACCCUUUCUGCAGGAAGUAAAAAUGGCCUUACUAAAUAAAUUUAUGUUCAAGUGCUAUUU
Symphalangus syndactylus (siamang) is the source of this 7784-nucleotide messenger RNA. RefSeq names its product nuclear pore associated protein 1 (gene NPAP1). NCBI's taxonomy places the organism in Eukaryota, Metazoa, Chordata, Mammalia, Primates, Hylobatidae. Gene Ontology annotation, molecular function: structural constituent of nuclear pore. Gene Ontology annotation, biological process: protein import into nucleus; RNA export from nucleus. Gene Ontology annotation, cellular component: nuclear pore. The record is from RefSeq and is a predicted model, not a curated record.